AUGAUGAUGAUGAUGCCGGGUUUGGUGUCGGUGUACCCGAACCUGCUGCGCCCCUCCGCUGCCAUGUUUCACCCCUACGCGCACCCGCCACUCAUCCCUGCACACUGCAGGCCCCCGGGUCGCUCCGGGUUCCUGGUGGAGGAUCUGCUGCGCAUCAGCUCUUCAUCUCAUCCGCCGUCGCCACCAUCAUCCGCCGUUAGUCCAUCACCAGAACUGCCAGAAUUCGGAGCUUUUUCUCCAAAAACGUCAAGCAAAGAAACAGUGCAGCUCAAAUUCGGGGUGAACGCCAUCCUGGCACCCUCGCCCAAAAAACCUGCGGCUCCACUUCUGAACCUCCACCAUAAAGCAGUUCCUUAUUUCGAUGGCUCCUUUUACCCUUUCAUCCGCUCCUCUUACUUCCCUGGUUCUUCUCCAGCGGUGCCCAUACCCGGGACCUUCUCCUGGCCGCUGGUCUCCAGAGGAAAACCCCGGAGAGGGAUGCUACGCCGAGCCGUGUUCUCCGACCUGCAGCGCAAAGCUCUGGAGAAAACCUUCCAGAAACAGAAAUACAUCAGCAAACCCGACCGCAAAAAACUGGCCAACAAACUCGGACUCAAAGACUCACAGGUCAAGAUCUGGUUCCAGAACCGUCGGAUGAAGUGGAGGAACUGUAAGGAACGCGAGCUCCUUUCCACCGGGGGCUGCAGGGAACAAACGCUGCCCACCCGCAUGAACCCUCACCCCGACCUGAGCGACCUGCAGGACCAAGCGUACGCCCCCCACGAGGAGGACGAGGACAUGGAGGAAGGUGUGAGCAGUGUGGACUCGUGCACCUCACCCAAAUCUGAGUCCUCGCAGCACGCUACACACUCACGGGCGUCGUCAGUGUCUGUGUACAGCAAACACUCAGAUUCCAAACUGUCGGACUGCUCUGAAUCAGAGGACGAGAUCAACGUGUCCUAA
Messenger RNA from Trichomycterus rosablanca, 942 nucleotides. RefSeq names its product developing brain homeobox 1a (gene dbx1a). The record is from RefSeq and is a predicted model, not a curated record. The transcript is spliced from 4 exons. Bases 1 to 942 code for a protein of 313 amino acids. Gene Ontology annotation, molecular function: DNA binding; DNA-binding transcription factor activity, RNA polymerase II-specific. Lineage: Eukaryota; Metazoa; Chordata; Actinopteri; Siluriformes; Trichomycteridae. Gene Ontology annotation, biological process: cell differentiation in spinal cord; regulation of transcription by RNA polymerase II.